Chenopodium quinoa (quinoa) is the source of this 3071-nucleotide messenger RNA. Its product is annotated as cullin-4-like. Gene Ontology annotation, cellular component: cullin-RING ubiquitin ligase complex. The coding region runs from base 134 to 2632 and encodes 832 amino acids. Gene Ontology annotation, biological process: ubiquitin-dependent protein catabolic process; protein ubiquitination. NCBI's taxonomy places the organism in Eukaryota, Viridiplantae, Streptophyta, Magnoliopsida, Caryophyllales, Amaranthaceae. The transcript is spliced from 17 exons. The record is from RefSeq and is a predicted model, not a curated record. Gene Ontology annotation, molecular function: ubiquitin protein ligase binding.
ACUCUCUCCUUCUCCCUCUCGACUCUCCACAUCAUAGUCACUUCUCUUCCUUCCAUAUCUCUCUCUUUCUUACCAACACCAAAUACCAUGACCCUCAGCUAAGACACCCCCCAUCUUCAUUCUCCCUCAUUUCAUGUCUCCCCCCAACAACAAGCGCCCUUCUUCCGCCUCCACCACUGCCGCUUCCAACACCAACACCAGCCUCUCCUCCGCCAACUCCGCCGCCUUCUCUUCUCCGAUGAAGAAGCCCAAGUCCCACUCUCAGUCCCUCGACUCCAAGAAUGGCCUCCACCAUUCCUUCAACUCCGCUGCCGAUGACGAUACGGAUAACGCUGCUUCCAUGAUUGUUGACGACGAUCUCAAGUCUGAUGCUGCUGCUGUUUCUCUUUCUUCGAAUUCUCGUGCUCCGAUCACUGCCGGUGUUACCGCGAAUUUGUCUCGGAAGAAGGCCACCCCUCCUAAUCCCUCUACCAAGAAGCUUGUUAUCAAGCUUGUUAAAGCUAAGCCCACCCUACCCCCAAACUUCGAGGAAGAUACUUGGGCAACCUUGAAGUCAGCCAUCAAUGCUAUAUUCUUGAAGCAGCCUGAUUCGUGUGACCUAGAGAAACUUUACCAGGCUGUUAAUGAUCUUUGCCUGCACAAGAUGGGGGGAAGUCUUUAUCAAAGAAUUGAGAAGGAGUGUGAAGCCCAUGUUUCUGCGGUACUGCAUUCAUUGGUUGGACAAAGUCCAGACCUAGUAGUUUUUCUAUCACUUGUUGAGAAAUGCUGGCAGGACCUUUGUGACCAAAUGCUGAUGAUUCGUGGCAUAGCUUUGUAUCUUGAUAGGACAUAUGUGAAACAGACCCCAAAUGUGAAGUCAUUGUGGGACAUGGGAUUACAGCUAUUUCGUAAACAUCUUUCUUCAUGUCCUGAAGUUGAGCACAAAACCGUUACUGGUCUUUUGAGAAUGAUCGAGAGGGAAAGAUUAGGUGAAGCUGUUGAUAGGACUCUUCUGAACCAUCUUUUGAAAAUGUUUACUGCCCUUGGAAUUUACCAAGAGAGCUUUGAAAAACCAUUCCUGGCUUGCACAGAGGAAUUUUAUGCUGCUGAAGGUGCAAAAUACAUGCAGCAGUCGGAUGUUCCAGAUUAUUUGAAGCAUGUCGAAAUAAGAUUACAUGAAGAACAAGAAAGAUGUCUACUUUACUUGGAUGCAAGUACUAGAAAACCACUCAUCUCAACGGCUGAAAAGCAGCUUCUUGAGCGUCAUAUAUCUGCAAUACUUGAUAAGGGCUUCAUGAUGCUGAUGGAUGGAAGUCGUGUUGAUGAUCUCCAUAGAAUGUACAGUUUAUUUUCCAGGGUCGAUGCCCUUGAGUCUCUGAGACAGGCACUAAGUUCAUACAUCCGCAAAGCUGGUCAGGCUACAGUAAUGGAUGAAGAGAAAGAUAAAGACAUGGUUUCUUGCCUCUUGGAGUUCAAGGCAGCACUUGAUAAAAUAUGGGAAGAAAGUUUCUCAAAGACUGAAUCAUUUGGAAAUACUAUCAAAGAUUCGUUUGAGUUCCUAAUUAAUCUACGUCAGAACCGUCCUGCGGAGCUGAUUGCGAAGUUUCUGGAUGAGAAACUUCGAGCGGGCAAUAAGGGAACAUCUGAAGAGGAAUUGGAAGGAACCCUUGAUAAAGUUUUGGUUUUAUUCCGUUUUAUACAGGGUAAGGAUGUUUUUGAAGCAUUCUACAAAAAGGAUCUUGCGAAGAGGCUUUUGCUAGGAAAGAGUGCUUCAAUUGAUGCUGAAAAGUCUAUGAUCUCAAAGCUCAAAACUGAGUGCGGUAGUCAAUUUACUAAUAAACUUGAAGGAAUGUUCAAGGACAUUGAAUUAUCGAAGGAAAUUAAUGAGUCUUUUAAACAAUCAUCCCAAGCAAGGACAAAACUUCCAUCAGGAAUUGAGAUGAGCGUACAUGUCUUAACCACAGGUUAUUGGCCAACGUACCCCCCGAUGGAUGUCCGGCUCCCACAUGAGUUAAAUGUAUACCAGGACAUAUUUAAAGAGUUUUACCUCAGUAAACACAGUGGUAGACGGCUAAUGUGGCAAAAUUCUCUGGGUCACUGUGUCCUGAAAGCAGACUUCCCAAAAGGUAAAAAGGAGCUUGCAGUUUCUUUGUUUCAGGCCGUAGUUUUGAUGCUAUUUAAUGAUGCUGAGAGUCUGAGCUUCCAAGAUAUGAAGGAUGCCACUGGAAUUGAGGAUAAAGAGCUGCGGAGAACUCUCCAGUCCCUUGCAUGUGGCAAAGUUCGUGUCCUUCAGAAGGUUCCUAAAGGCAGAGAAGUGGAGGAUGACGACUCUUUUGUGUUCAAUGACACAUUUGCUGCCCCGCUCUAUCGUAUAAAGGUCAAUGCAAUCCAGAUGAAGGAAACGGUGGAGGAGAACACGAGCACCACUGAGAGAGUAUUUCAAGAUCGUCAAUAUCAGGUUGAUGCUGCUAUAGUUCGUAUCAUGAAGACGAGGAAGGUGCUUAGUCAUACUCUUCUGAUAACUGAACUAUUCCAACAGCUCAAGUUUCCCAUUAAACCAGCUGAUCUGAAGAAAAGGAUUGAGAGCCUUAUAGACAGAGAAUACUUGGAGAGAGACAAGAAUAAUCCUCAAAUAUAUAAUUACUUGGCGUAACAGAUCAUUUUGAGUCGAACCUUCUACAUGACACAGGGAAAACCUGCUACUGUCAGCUGAAGGUUUAUUUGAUAAUGUACAGUAAUUUGCACCCUUUUUUUUUUCUUCAACAAUGUAGAUGUAAUAUUUUUUUUUCCCCAUAUCUUGAUAAUUUUGCAUUUAAAAAAAUUCUCGAAACCAAUAGCAAUAUGUUGUAAAAUAUCAGAGAUUUAGUAAUCAGUACUGAAUAGCCUUUGGUCGCUCAAAUCUCCACACUUGCCGUGUAUUACCUCAACCAUUUAUAGAGUGACUCCGACCCCCAUCCAUCCCCCUCUCUUAUGUAAUCCUGUAAGGUGUAAGUGUUGGUGUUAGUGAGACUAGAUGGCUGACUGGUUAAUUUGUUCAAUGAUCAAACAACCUUAUUUCAAUUGGUACGGAUAUAUACAAGUAUUUACAUCUA